Molecule: messenger RNA, 1211 nt
Organism: Thunnus maccoyii (southern bluefin tuna)
Lineage: Eukaryota; Metazoa; Chordata; Actinopteri; Scombriformes; Scombridae
Gene: cmss1
Product: cms1 ribosomal small subunit homolog
Exons: 10
Coding region: 78-956 (292 amino acids)
Cellular component (GO): 90S preribosome; nucleus
Source: RefSeq, a predicted model, not a curated record
UGUGAACACACCCCCAGCACGCUGUCUCAGCGGUAGAUUUGGAUUGGUCAAACUGUUUAAUCUACAGGUUCAGGAAAAUGGGAGACGACCUAGGUGACGAGUGGUGGACAAACGAGGCUAAUUCAGAUGCGUCUGAAGUGGAAGAGGAGACGGAACAAGAGAAACGUCCAACAGAGAAACCAAACACACAGACAAAACCAGAGAAGAGGAAGAGGAUAGCAGAAAAAACGGUGAAGGCCAAGAAGAAGAAAAAGAAUGAACAGAAAGAGGUUAUAAUUCCUCAGAAGAAAGAGACAGAGGAUGAAAAGUCAGCUAAACCCAAAAGAAAGAGGAAGAAGAAGAAGACGAUUACAGAUGUUUUGGCCUCCUCAGAGCCAAAACCAGGUUGUCCAACAGACCUACAGAAGCUGGUUGCGCAGUACUUCUCAGACAAGCGUUCUGUUAUCGAGCAGGAGGAGCUCAAAUUGCAUGACUCCUGUUUCCUGUCCAGUAAUGACCUGACACACAGCCUCUCCUCGUACCUGAAACAGAUUUGCCCCAAAUGGUCGAAGAUUCAAAAGCAGCAUGCAGAAAAGAGUUCUGUGGUUAUGCUCAUCGUCUGUAGCUCGGCUCUCCGAACCAUUGAGCUCAUCAAGCAGCUGACAACCUUCAAGGGUGAAGCCAAAGCAAUAAAGCUUUUUGCGAAACACAUCAAGAUCGAGGAGCAGGUGAAGCUGCUGCAGAAAGGCGUCACCCACAUCGGAGUCGGGACACCCAGCAGGAUCAGUGCUCUUAUUGAGAAAGAUGGUUUGAACUUGCAGGCGUUGCGUUACCUGGUUCUGGACUGGAACUGGAGGGACCAGAAGCUCAGGAGGAUGGUGGACAUACCUGAGAUCAAAGUGGACGUUUUUAAGCUGCUGGAGAGCGGUAUCCUCAAUGGCUGUAAAGAAGACAAAGUCAAAAUUGGACUAUUUUAACUGCACAUUGUAAACUUCACCAUGUGCUGAUAAUGUGCACCACAACUUCAUGUUCAAAGUGUCUUACUGAUGUUCCUCCACAACAGGCCAAGGGGCCUCUUCCUGUUUGUUUUCCCUUUUGUGUCAGUGUGAAACCUGCACUGUGCUUUUACUAUUUUCAGAGGCCGUGUCAAAUGGGUGAUGUUGUUUGUUCGCUCUUGUAGUCCAACACGAUGUCCCAGUGUGAUGGAUUGAAUAAACGGACUCUGAAUGAAA